UGCUUCCCAACCGAACUGACUACAAUGGAAAUUAAGCCAAUGUGUAUCAAAUUAUAACCUAAAAAGUUAAUGACAACAGUAAUAAAUAUCAUGUCGCAAAUUUGUAGCAGUCUAGUCAGAAAAAUGUAUGAAUUUAAAUAUAUAAAAUUUAUGCCAAUUACUUUGGCAAUAAGAAAUAUGGCAACUGUGAAACGGUUUUAUAGAAGGACAAAUAUACUUUCAAGCGGCAGCAAAUUUGAAAUUAUGCUAGAUCAGAGGAAAUUAAAGACACCACAGGGUAAAAUAUUCGAAGUCAACAGCAAACCCUUGGCUUUAGCUGUAGCUGCUGAAUGGGAUGCGCAGAAGGAGAUCAUUGAUCGUGGCAAUAUGCACUUGACAGCCUUAUGCAAUACCGUGUUGGACAAUCCACAAAAUUGCACCAAAGUAGAUCUAGUCAAUAAUAUAGUAAACUGUUUAGAAAUGGAUACAGUAUUAUUUUAUUCCAGUGAGGCAGACGAACUAUAUAAGUUGCAGAUUGAAAAGUGGGAGCCUAUAGUUCAUUGGUUUUGUAAGCAUUACAAUGUAAAUAUUGCAGGAACUCAGAGUAUAGAGGCACCUGGUGUAUCGUUGGAAACCAAAACUGCAAUAACAAGACACCUAAUGUCACAUAAUUUCAAUAGUAUUUAUGGUCUUGUAUAUGCAGUAGAUGGAUUGAAAUCUGUUAUUCUAACUCUUGCCACAGCUGAGAGAACAAUUAACGUCUCAGAAGCUGUGGAUCUUUCGCGACUGGAGGAGAAAUAUCAGAUCUCUCACUGGGGUAACGUGGAAUGGCAUCAUGAGUAUAGCAAACAUGAUCUGCAGGCACGUCUUUCGGCAGCGAUGCUGUUCGUAUAUCUGAACUCGCACUCUGCUACUUCGCGACCGAAGAACGACGCCCCUGAUUAUAACUGGCAGAAAAUCCUAACGCGGCGUCCAGGUGAUUAUUCUCUAAUGGCGACUUAUCAGACUGGAAUGGAACAGUCGGGUCCGACCCACUCUUUUGUACAAAUGCAGCUGAAAAGUUGACGAAUCGUUGUAGGUGACGUGUGAAUAAUCAUAUAUUAUCAUAUAAGCAUAUUUCUACAUUGGAUUUUUACCUGUACGACGAUCCGUGAUGCAAGCACACAGCACCAUUUUUGCACAAGUGGUGGAUGCACUCGUUACGAUUACACUCGCCCACACCGCGACCGGUUGCGGGACUAGAACCGGUCAACGGAAGGAUCGAAGAGUCCGUGCGCAAUUCGACGUCGAAUAUGCAUCCGGAGAAUCCAGUAUGCAGAGGCAGAUCAUGCGGGAAAGACUGGAACGAACCUAACGUAUUUAGUUACGCUAAACUAAUUAAACACAAAAUGAGUGGAAAAAAGCUCAAUUGUUAUCUGCUAAGACAUCAAGAUUGCGAUCAACAUCAAGAUGCGGCAGAUAAAAAUAGAGCGCCUGCAUUUAGCGUCUACAUCGAAACACGCGAUGAGAGACAAUGCUUAAAACACCGAAGUUGUGCCAUGUGUACAUGGCUCUACAUGACAACAUACCAAUAUAAAGAACAGGCGAGACGUCCAAUUGAGUCAUAGAUCCUACUGCCUGACCGCUCACAUUGCUCAUACCCUCCACGGCGAGCCAUGCUUCUUUACUUCUUCUUCCAACCCGAAUCGUAUACGUUUUACUCUUACCAGCCGAUCCCAACACGUUCGUGGAACUCAACGAGUCGUUGGUGAAGAUCCUUCGCACCCCUAUUAGCCAACAAAAUGCAAUAGUAAAGCUCAUCGAUUCAGAUAGCGACUGUAUUCUCUAACAGGAGAUGAUCAUACUCACCAGAACCUAAAUCCCACGUGAGCAUGAUGUAGCCACGAACGAAUGUGAUCGAGAAGUGGUCGGAGACGUCGCGACGCGAGCCACGCUGCCCAAAGUACGCGAUCAGCGAGAUCUGGUCGAAUGUGCGGGGAAUAAGUCGCAGUUUUAGCUCCAUCGUAUCUUUUAUAGAAAUCGGUACGCCGUAAGCAAUAUAGGAAGCGAAACCGGGAAUAAGGACCGAGAAGGCCGGUCGUUCCAAGAUAGCAUCUGAGGACAAUAAGUAAUUUCGACAUAUCCUAUCGUUAACUUAACAUAUUAUGAAUCUGCAGAAUUGUCUUGUAGACUGUUUGUUAAACACAUUGCGGUUUGUUACCAUCUUCGCAUAAUAACCCGUGACUGCCGAGUGGACAAACGCAAAUGAAGCCGGUUCCUGGUGAACUCACGCACGUAGCGCCCAUCGAGCAAGGAUUAUCGUUGCAUGCUGAAUGUUCGCAUAAAGGCCCGACGUAUGGAAGGAUGUAAACCAG
This is a messenger RNA of Harpegnathos saltator (Jerdon's jumping ant), 2333 nucleotides long. RefSeq names its product ATP synthase mitochondrial F1 complex assembly factor 2 homolog l(2)k14505. The record is from RefSeq and is a predicted model, not a curated record. Gene Ontology annotation, cellular component: mitochondrion. Lineage: Eukaryota; Metazoa; Arthropoda; Insecta; Hymenoptera; Formicidae. The coding region runs from base 70 to 1044 and encodes 324 amino acids. Gene Ontology annotation, biological process: mitochondrial proton-transporting ATP synthase complex assembly. The transcript is spliced from 9 exons.